This is a messenger RNA of Oxyura jamaicensis (ruddy duck), 5296 nucleotides long. RefSeq names its product dimethylarginine dimethylaminohydrolase 1 (gene DDAH1). Gene Ontology annotation, biological process: arginine metabolic process; positive regulation of nitric oxide biosynthetic process. The transcript is spliced from 6 exons. Gene Ontology annotation, molecular function: dimethylargininase activity; amino acid binding. The coding region runs from base 36 to 896 and encodes 286 amino acids. The record is from RefSeq and is a predicted model, not a curated record. Lineage: Eukaryota; Metazoa; Chordata; Aves; Anseriformes; Anatidae.
GCCGGUCGCGGUCCCCGUGCGCGUCCCCGCGCAGCAUGGCCGGGCUGGGCGGCGGCCCCGGCGCCUUCGGGCGCUGCACGCACGCCGUGGUGCGGGCGCUGCCCGAGUCGCUUUGCCGCCAGGCGCUGCGCAGCGCCGCCGGCCCCGAGGUGGACUUCGCCCGCGCCGAGCGGGAGCACCAGCUGUACGUGGGCGUGCUGCGGGGCAAGCUGGGGCUGCGGGUGCUCGAGCUGCCGGCGGACGAGAGCCUGCCCGACUGCGUCUUCGUGGAGGACGCGGCCGUGGUGUGCGAGGAGACGGCGCUGCUCACCCGCCCGGGCGCGCCCAGUCGCAGGAAGGAGGUUGAAGCCAUGAAGAGAGUACUAGAAAGUCUUAACCUCAAUAUAGUAGAGAUGGUCGAUGAAAACGCAACCUUGGAUGGUGGAGACGUCUUAUUUACAGGCAGAGAAUUUUUUGUGGGUCUUUCCAAGCGGACAAAUCAACGUGGUGCAGAAAUUCUGGCUGACACAUUUAAGGAUUAUGCUGUCUCCACAGUCCCUGUUCAUGAUUCUUUGCACCUGAAGAGUUUCUGCAGCAUGGCUGGACCAAACCUGAUCGCUAUUGGAUCAAGUGAAGCUGCACAGAAAGCCCUCAAGACCAUGCAACAGAUGAGUGACCAUCGCUACGACAAGCUGACGGUGCCCGACGAUGCCGCCGCAAACUGCAUCUACUUAAACAUUCCCAGCAAAGGCCACGUCCUGCUGCACCGAGCCCCCGAGGAGUACCCGGAGAGCGCAAAGGUUUUUGAAAAACUGAAGGACCACAUGCUGAUUCCAAUAGCCAACACAGAACUGGAGAAAGUAGAUGGGGCACUCACCUGUUGCUCUGUGCUUAUUAACAAAACUUCAGAAUUAUGAGUUUACAGAGUCCCUCCCUUGUAACUGGCAAUAAUGUUACACACAAGGUAGACGAAUCUGUAUCCACACUUCUAUUGUUUUUAUUGACAAUCUACUGUACCACUGUGCUACUAACCCUUGUUUACAAAUUUUUUGCUUUGUGUAAUUUUAUUAUGUCCUUGCAGAUGGUAUUUAAGGUGGAUGUAUGCUUUUCUUGAGGGGCACAUAACUCUGAAGCAUGUUAGUCCCAUGGGCUAGCAGAAGACACUUAUAACGGCUAACCCCUCACAUUAGUGAUUUAACUUAUCUGUGUGAAAAUUUUAUGAAAACCAACUAAUUCUCAGCACUUCAAGAACCUCUGUUGUCUCUGUACUGUUGCCUUCUCCUGUCUUUUUCUCUGGCUUCCUUGAUCUGCGUCUUUUUUUCUUUCUUCAGUCUUUCAUCUCUCUUUCUCUCUUUCAGUAAUACAAGGUGUUGGUGGGGACUAAAGAAAGUUCAGGGGGCUCAUGAACUUGGUAUCUUGUGUGGUUGGGAAGCUGGAACAGUGGGCAAUAGACUGCUCGCUGCCUCAGCCAUAUCACAUUGCUGCUGCUGGGCAGAAUCGUGCCUAGAAUCAGUUUCAGACGCCAGGUAGCAGUUUUGGAAAAAGCUUUCUCUGAUGGGAGCAUUCAAGGGCAAUGUCUGCCUGGGAAACUUGGAUGACAGAAAAAGAAAUCGCAGUGCAGCCACAUACGAUGUCCUGCAAGUUCAGGUCCUGGUUUGCUGCUAAUGCUCUGUCUUUCACUUUAGUGAGAAUGAAAGAGGAGGUUUUUUUAAAGGCCAGAUCCCAGGGAGCACCUGAACCACAAAAAUGAGAAGUUCAGAUGCUCUUGGAAAAGUUAAAACUAUGAAAGUAAGCAAUUUUUAAAAAAUUUUGUGUCUUUGUCCCUCUUUUCUGCUAUUUUCUUUUCUUUUGGAGGCCACAUACUAGCAAAAUUCAAAAGGAAAGGCUGAUAGAAUGAGUUGAAGGACAGUUAUUCCUGGAUUAUGCUCAUGAAUAAGGGAAGCUAUUGUUUCCUGAAAGAUUGGCAUGUGUACUUUAUCUGCCCUUGGGGUAGUUUUCCUUGGAACAAUGACCAUCUUAUUUUUUUAAUUGCAUGAAUAUUUACUGUGGUAUUCAGUUAAAACAAAUACAGUUUUUGUAGCAAAUUCCACAACAUGUUUACCCACUGAGUCAUACUUUUUUUUUCACCACAGUAAAGUGAAGCAUUCCCCAUUGUAUUCACAUGCUUCUUGGUAAACCAUUUGUAAACUAAGGAUGGAGAAAUUCCCAAACAGAGGCAACAGUGGGAACUCUCCGGAGACUGACGAAUAGUCUGAACAUGUUAUCGACUUCCUAAGCACCUCCUCCACCUUUCCUGAACCACUUGUGGCGUGUUUCUGAGGUAUAGUCAGAAGUGAGUGGCAGGAGGGGGAUGCUGCAUUCUGUAGCACAGCAAAUAGUAUUAACCGAGCGCACACUUUGGUAUCCUUUGGAAACCCACCUGAUUUUUCACACAAUCAUAAGGUGGGAAACACAAGUACAUAUAUGUAUAGGUUCUCCACAGGGCAUUUCUCACCCCACGUCAGUAGCUAACGUGGAGCAAACAUCCUGGCAGCCAUCAGGAUGCAUCUCAUGUCUGGGUGCACUGUACGUUGUGAUGACACGAGGCACCAUGAGGGAGAGAACAAUGAUGAGCAAAUAAAAUGUAUGUAAAAAGAUAUGUCCCAAAGGAGGUCUUUCACCAGCCAAACAGCAGGUGUUUUUAUGGCUGUGUGCUGUCUCAAAGGAUUCUUCUGAUGUUUCUCCUUUGUCUCCUCCAUUUCCAUGAGCCACAAUUUCAGCCUGAACUACAUGAUCAGGCUCUAAAGAUGUAAAUGUUGCAGAGGGAAAUCACCGUUCUCCCCUUCCCUCAGUGCUUUUUAUGUAUCUGGUAGAGCAUCUUACAUUUUAAAGUGAAUUGAUACUAAACAAAGAUUUUGUGCCAAAAAAUAACCCUAUACUAUUUAACUAUAACUUCUAGAGCCAAGCUUUAUGCUUAAAAACAUCUGUAUCUGUGGGAGCUGUUGUACAAAGCCCGAACAGAACCCCCGACCUGUCUGUACACCCAGGGCCUGGCUGUACCUUGCCCCAUCUUUCUGCUUCAAUCCCUCUCCAUCAUCUCAGUGGGGAGCGGGAGCAUCCAGCUGUCCUGUGCCAGUUAGCCUGUGGGGUUUCCAUUCAAUUCAAGUCUCAAACUUCUUGUUGCAUUUUUCCACUCUCUUCCUCAGACUACAGCUUCUAGUUUAUGGUACAACAGGCACUUUUCUCUUUUAACUCCAAGUGAAUUUUCCUUCUGUUGCCUCAGUUCUCCUACUUCUGUCUUCUUUUUCUGCACUCCCGUCUCCGUGCUGUUCGCUUCAUAGUGAAUGGUCCUUAAUUCUCUCCCUCCUCAAGUAGGUGCCAGGUGGGAGGAGAAACUGAGGUGUCCAUUCUUACUCUGAGGGACUGAGCUGGAGGGAUGACCGUCAGCAGGAGCUGUACAUACAGAGAGUGACAAGGGACAUGACUCCUCUUCAGGAUUGCUCCAGAAAAGAGAAAAAAAGUGGUGGACAUUGUUGAUACCUUGUGUCCCUGGAAGCAACAGAAUAGGUGAUAAUGGCUUUCCCAAGGGAGGGAGAGGGGAGAGUGAUCUCAGAGCUGAGAAUCACCUCAUUUUCCAGAGAGGCUGUUGUUGGUCUUUCACCUAUUGCCAUUUAGGUUUCCUUGCCUUCAAGGCUGUAUUUUGGCAUACAGAAAGAGCAGAGGAGUGGCUGAGGGAUUUGAAUUCCCUCAGGUGGUUAUUACAAACUGUACUCAAACUAUAGGUGCAGAAUUUGGGUGCUCUAAAUCACGUGCUUUGUUUCCGUUUGACAUAGUUUGUCAUACGUGUGAUAGCCUCCUGACAUAGAUGCUCUAAGUCAAAUCUUUGAUGCCAAAAGUUACCUAAACUGGUUGAUGGGAUUGCCAUCACCUCUCUGCUUUUAGCAUUAUGCUUUGUUAUCACAUUAAAAAGCAACAACGUUAAAAGCAUUUCAGUUUGUGCAUUUACAGUACGGUACUAAGAACUAGAGUCAUGCCAAAUGCUGCUACUUCUUGCUGCUUGCUACUUUUUCUGCUGAAUUCAAUUGCGAGGACAUUUCUGCUGUAACACACAUACAUCUAACGGCCAUCCUGUGCAUCUUGUCACUUGAACAUUUCUCAGAUGUCUGAUGUGAAUCAUCAUCCUUGAUUAAUAUAAAUAAUAAGAUGAAAUCCCAAACCAAAAAAGGAGAUGAGACACUGAACUGCCCACACAAAACAUUUGAUAACAACUGUCAGGCUGUAUGACAUAGGUCAGUGCAGAAAAUCUUGUGGUUAAUAGCUCUGCAAUGGGGUUUGAAUUACUCAUCAGUAUUUUUUUUCUAUGACCAAGCAGUUUAGCUUAGAUCAAAUGAAGGAGCUGCAAUGUGCAUUAAAGAUCUUUCACGGAUAUUAUCUUUACUAUGAGUUUAGAAAGAUCUGUGUUAUGUGGGUUUCUCUCUUUAACAAUGUGAAUACAGUAUCUCUCUCUGCAAUGAAAAUGUGAAUGCAUACUCUACUUAUAAGAUAAUCUUGAAUUCUUCCAUUUCUGCAUUUUUGUCAUUUCCAUGCUAAUGUAAUCCUUUUUGGUCUUAAACAGGUGCCACUGUAUGAAGCUGUUCUCUGACUUUUUGGGUCUUUUCCAUGUAAUAGGUACAGAGGUCAUAGGCAGCACCAUGUCCAGUUUUAAAAAUAAAUAUUCAGUGAAACGUAGAACAAGGAAUCUGCUUUUUCUGUUUGUUCACAGCAAAUUGGGGAUGAAAUAUGGAAAAAAAAAUCAGCUUUUAAUUUCACUCAUCUUCUUAAACAUUAUUUCAAUGAAGUCAGAGCCAAAUUACUUUGAUGGAAAAUACUGGCAUUCAUGUAGAAUCAUUUUGGGAAAAUAACUUACUAUUUAAGAUUCUCUAUUUUUAUUUUUAUCAGUAAGGAAGCUGAAAAGAUAAGACUGCUUAAAGAAUGGUAUUUGUUAAGUGAUUGUGGACAAAGUAUCAUUGGACCUCGUGUAUUUUCAGAAAAGUUUUAACUGGACGUAUGAUGUAACUUGUUUAGAGUUGCAUGUGAAUCGUGUUAGUCACUGUUUUACAUUGUAUUGUUCUGCAGUGCACAAAUAUGACUACUGAACACAGAAGUGUUACAUUUCAUCAAACUUAAAAUCUUGUUGCAGUAUAGUUUCCCACUUUUUGUGCCAAAAACAUCAGUACAUUCCAUAAUCUAUUCUAAUAGAGAUUUGCACUUUGAUUUUUUUCUUUCUUUUUGUGAUCCUUUCAGUUUCAUUACUAUAUAUCCCCAUCACAAUGGAAUAAAGUGUCAAUUGUACUGUGAA